Molecule: messenger RNA, 369 nt
Organism: Adineta steineri
Lineage: Eukaryota; Metazoa; Rotifera; Eurotatoria; Adinetida; Adinetidae
Source: the annotation of a GenBank genome assembly
AUGGGUGCAAACACUUCCAAUCUUAAAAUUAAACAAAAUCUUUAUAGUACACCACCAAAAACGAAUAAUCGACUUUUAUUUGAUCCUCGAUCUCCAAGUGAUGGUGUUAAUCGAACGCCAAUUCACAUAGAUAAUCAAGCACCUAUAGCAUCUUUAAAACUAUACAAUCAUGUUAUGCCAUAUAUUAUUGGACCAGAUAUAAGUAUUCCCGAAGAAAAUAAGGAAAAUACUUAUCCUGACGAAAAAGUCGAUGUAGAAGAAAAUGAACCAAAACGUAUAAGUGAUAUUCAACCAACAUUAGAUCCAACUAUAACAUUAACUGCUUUAAUGGCAAAUAAUAAUGGACAAUUACCACCUUAUCAAUUAUGA